CUUCACUGAGCGAAGGCCGAGGAUUGGCCAAUCAGGAGGAGGGGGCCUCACCGCGACCAGCCCCCGUUGCCGGGAGACGCGAAGGCAAGCGGCCACUAGGGGUUAGGCCUUGAGGGCCCAGGAAAGCUGCGCGCAGCAGUUAACGUGAGCAAGCAAUGGCCAGUAAUCACAAACCUUCAGCAGCUCGGCCUGUUUCUCGAGGUGGGAUUGGAUUGACAGGAAGGCCUCCUUCUGGAAUACGGCCCCCAUCAGGAAAUAUUCGAGUGGCAACUGGAAUGCCACCUGGAACAGCAAGACUGGGCUCUCGUGGUGGUCCCAUAGGGACAGUAGGAGUUCUGUCCUCUCAAAUCAGAGUUGCUGAUCGUCCUGUGACACAACAAGGUUUGAGUGGAAUGAAAACUGGGAUGAAAGGUCCCCAGAGGCAAAUUUUAGACAAAUCUUAUUAUCUUGGGCUUCUUCGAAGUAAAAUAAGUGAACUUACAACAGAAAUCAAUAAACUUCAGAAAGAAAUAGAAAUGUACAAUCAAGAGAAUUCAGUAUAUUUGUCAUAUGAAAAGAGAGCUGAGACUUUAGCUGUUGAAAUCAAAGAGUUUCAAGGACAACUAGCAGACUACAACAUGUUGGUAGAUAAACUUAAUACCAAUACUGAAAUGGAAGAAGUAAUGAAUGAUUACAACAUGCUUAAAGCUCAAAAUGAUCGAGAAACACAAAGUAUGGAUAUUAUAUUUACUGAAAGACAAGCGAAGGAAAAACAAAUUAGAAGUGUAGAAGAAGAAACUGAACAGGAAAAACAAGCAGCAGAGGGCAUUAUCAAAAAUAUGCCUCCAGAAAAACAAGUCAAGUAUAUAGAAAUGAAAACCAUGAAUGAGAAAUUGUUGCAGGAAUUAGAUACACUUCAGCAACAACUAGAUUCACUGAACAUGAAAAAAGAGAGCUUGGAAUCUGAAAUAGCACACUCCCAGGUAAAACAGGAGGCUGUAUUGUUGCAUGAAAAACUUUAUGAGUUGGAGUCCCAUCGAGAUCAAAUGAUUGCGGAAGACAAAAGCACGGGAUCCCCAAUGGAAGAGAGAGAGAGAUUACUUAAGCAGGUUAAAGAAGAUAAUCAGGAAAUAGCCAGUAUGGAGCGACAGUUAACAGAUAUAAAAGAAAAAAUAAGUCAGCUUAAUGAAGAAAUUAGACAACUUGACAUGGAUUUAGAAGAACACCAAGGUGAAAUGAAUCAGAAGUACAAGGAGCUAAAAAAAAGGGAGGAAAAUAUGGACACCUUUAUUGAGACUUUUGAGGAAACUAAGAACCAGGAACUGGAAAGGAAGGCACAGAUAGAAGCCAACAUUGUUGCACUCUUGGAGCACUGUAGUCGAAAUAUAAAUCGUAUGAAACAGAUAUCCUCUAUCACCAAUCAAGAGCUGAAGAUGAUGCAGGAUGAUCUCAAUUUUAAAUCUACUGAAAUGCAGAAAUCACAAAGUACGGCUAGGAAUCUGACUUCAGAUAGUCAGCGUCUACAGUUGGAUCUACAAAAAAUGGAGCUACUGGAAAGUAAAAUGACUGAGGAACAACAGUCUCUAAAAAGCAAAAUUAAGCAAAUGAUAACUGAUUUGGAAACAUAUAAUGAUUUGCCAGCUUUAAAAUCAUCAGGUGAAGAAAAGAAAAAGAAAUUGCAUCAGGAGAGAACAGUAUUAUCAACCCGCAGAAAUGCCUUUAAAAAACUAAUUCAGAAACUAAACACAGAAUAUGAGACACUAAAAACACAAUUGCAAGAAAAUGAGACACAUUCUCAGCUUACAAAUUUGGAGAGGAAGUGGCAACACCAUGAGCAAAAUAAUUUUGUGAUGAAAGAAUUCAUAGCAACCAAGAGUCAAGAGAGUGAUUACCGGCCAAUUAUGAAGAAUGUGACCAAGCAGAUUGCAGAGUAUAAUAAAACCAUCAUGGAUGCUCUACAUAGCAUGAGCAGAAACUGAGUCUGAACCAACUACAAGUCUCUAUAGAAAUAUCCUUUUGCUGCUAAACUUCAUACAUGCCGGCUGAAAAAUAAUAGCUUACCCUUGAAGAGUUUUACCUAAAAUUUUUGAAUGUUACAAUUUUUGUGGCCUCUUUGAAGUGUGAAAUUUUAAAUAGUAUAAUAGUUAAAUAAAUAGUUUACUUAUAAAAAAA
This is a messenger RNA of Orcinus orca (killer whale), 2151 nucleotides long. RefSeq names its product intraflagellar transport 74 (gene IFT74). Gene Ontology annotation, molecular function: beta-tubulin binding. Gene Ontology annotation, biological process: intraciliary transport involved in cilium assembly; cilium assembly. The coding region runs from base 156 to 1958 and encodes 600 amino acids. Gene Ontology annotation, cellular component: cilium; intraciliary transport particle B; centrosome. The record is from RefSeq and is a predicted model, not a curated record. The transcript has 20 exons. NCBI's taxonomy places the organism in Eukaryota, Metazoa, Chordata, Mammalia, Artiodactyla, Delphinidae.